Messenger RNA from Glarea lozoyensis ATCC 20868, 1047 nucleotides. RefSeq lists its product as uncharacterized. The transcript has a single exon. The record is from RefSeq and is a predicted model, not a curated record. The coding region runs from base 1 to 1047 and encodes 348 amino acids. Lineage: Eukaryota; Fungi; Ascomycota; Leotiomycetes; Helotiales; Helotiaceae.
AUGAACGUAAUCAAAAAACUAAACCCAGUUGGGAAGUCCAUGCCGCCGCCCAAUAACUUUGACGUAAAAGAAUAUGUCAACAGAACACGACGAGAUGCGGGCCUCGCCACAACUGCCGAAGCAUUCGAUGGGUCGGAUUCGCCUUUGGUUGGAGACAUUAGUCCACUUUUUCAUGCCUAUGCUUCUACAAAACGCUUUGAGGCUCUGUUCGACACGUACGAGUUCACAGAUUUUGCUCAAGUCUUACACUGGUAUAAUCAACUUCCUCUCGAAAAAAGACUUUCAACCAAUCAGCUCGAGAUAAUCAGAGGGCUCGUUGUUAAACCUGACCUCAUUACCGCGCAACUGAGAAUUCCCACAUACCGAGAGGUGCUUGAUGAGUGGUUUGGUAUUUUCAACGACGCUUUUUUCUUUGGAGCUCUGGAGAAGAAGCCAUUCAAAAUCCUUACUGAAAAGCCAUGGCCACCAAAAUGUAAGCAACUAGAAGACAAAGCCAACUCCACUCCAACAUCAUCAAACAAGAAACAUCUUAGUACAGUCAUCACGAUCAAUGUACAUCACUUUGUCCCGGUUCAUGGCCAUGAUAGACCACAGGAGCAUUGCCAGGAUAUCCUAAUUAUGCUUCUACAUGAAAUGCUUCAUGAAUUCAUGUCAGUAUUUGGUCGCACGUCAAAGAACAAUAGAUCACAUGGUCCAGAGUUUGCCAACUGUAUGGUCUUGCUUUUGAAAGCGCAAUGGAAUAUGGUAGAACGGUCGCUAGAUUCCGAAGGGCGGACAACGAAAUUGAUUCCGAAGGACCUCCCAAAGUACAAGCAGCUGCCUAAAAAGACUCUGCUUGGUCUAUGGAGAAUUACAAUUCUCGAAAACGCUGGGCGCAAGAAUAUGUGCAGCCGCAAACGUUACCUCAAGGCUGAGGACGACGAGGGCAAGGAUGGCGAACAUGAAGAUGACAAAGAUGUUGAUGAAGUAGACGAGAACGACGCAAAUCCUGGAUUCUACCAUGACACGUGGGAAAGCGAAUCGGAAUCAGAUGAGACCAAUAAUUGA